Messenger RNA from Vigna unguiculata (cowpea), 979 nucleotides. RefSeq names its product transcription factor bHLH30-like. The record is from RefSeq and is a predicted model, not a curated record. NCBI's taxonomy places the organism in Eukaryota, Viridiplantae, Streptophyta, Magnoliopsida, Fabales, Fabaceae. Gene Ontology annotation, biological process: regulation of DNA-templated transcription. Gene Ontology annotation, molecular function: DNA-binding transcription factor activity; protein dimerization activity.
CAUGUACACAAUACGUACACACUAAUUUCUACCUAAAAAGCUGCCCAACAAUACACCGUAUACCUAAGCCACCACAACGACAACGGACACUUCACACAUCAUCGUUACAUCACCCUCUCCCCACUCCUUAAACCUCUUCAUUCUCCACACACACCAACAACAUUCAUUGUAACACACGAAAAAACAUGCUUCCCUUUCGGAGAUUCUACGGGUUCCAGAGUUGGCUAGACCACGACUCUACGCACGUUCCCAACUCGAUGAUUAAAAGGGCAGUGGAGUUCGACGGCGCCAGAUCAAAAGCGGAACGUAAAUCAACGGAAGCGUGCAAGAGUCACAGGGAAGCCGAGAGGAGACGCAGACAGAGAAUCAACUCUCACCUCUCCACCUUACGUUCGCUCCUUCCUAACGCCGCCAAGUCGGAUAAAGCGUCAUUGCUGGCGGAAGUUGUUGAGCACGUGAAACGGUUAAGGAAGCAGGCCGAUGAAGUGGCGUGCGGGGACGGCGGCGAACCGGGUUUGGUUCCGUCUGAGGCGUGGCCGCUUCCCGGGGAUUGCGACGAGGCGACGGUGAGUUGGUGCGAGGGGGAGGCGAAUAGGGUGAAGGCGACGGUGUGCUGUGAGGACCGGGCCGGUCUGAACCGAGACGUGACACGGGCAAUCCGGUCGGUUCGGGCAAAGCCGGUUCGCGCGGAAAUGAUGACGGUUGGGGGAAGGACGAAGAGUGUGGUGGUGGUGGAGUGGGGUGAAGAGGAGGUGGAGGUUGGGGCGCUGGAACGGGCUUUGAAGGCCGUGGUGGAGAAUCGGGCUUUGGUGGGCUUAGGAAUGGGCCCUGUUGUUUUGGGCCAGAAACGGGGUAGAGAUUGUUGCGGUUCGCCUAGUUCUUGUUGAGACGAAUGGGACACUCAGCUAGCGCUUAAUUAGUUUUGUUUUACUUUUUUUAUUUGGUAUAAAAAAUAUUUAGAUUUUAGUUAUUUUUCUGA